Molecule: messenger RNA, 661 nt
Organism: Symbiodinium necroappetens
Lineage: Eukaryota; Dinophyceae; Suessiales; Symbiodiniaceae
Source: the annotation of a GenBank genome assembly
GUCCAUGUGUUUUGGAGCCGGUGGCGACCAUGUUGUUACGAGUUCCUCUGUGCCUUUGCUGCGAUGCGGGUUGAAAGGGAUGCUCCAAAGGACGCAUAGUUCGGGGGUCAAGCUCGCCAAGGACCGCACCGUCCGGGUCUUCAGCAUCCAGCAGGGAGAGUUCUUGGAGAACAUGACCAUCGAAGACACAGCCUGGGUCGUGUGCGUGGUGAGCUUGCCGAAACCUGCCGGCGCAUUCAUCACGGCCAACGCCAAUGCUGUGCUCCAGCUCCGUGGUUCCAGCGUGAAGCAGCAGAAGGUUAGGCUUGACCACUAUGCGCGGUCGAUGGUGCUCGUGAGCGAUGGCAAGCGCCUGCUGGUGGGAACGAGCCGUGGUCGCAUCCAUGCCUUCGAUGUGACCCCACAGGGGCUCGAGAGGCUCGAGAGCCAACAGAUUGGGAACACCGCCCUGACCUGUUUGACGCUGGCGCCUUGUGCGGAUGCCCCGCCCUUGCUAGCAGCCAAUUGCAUGGCCCAAAACAAUGCCAUGGACAACACAGUCUGCAUCCUCCAGGCAAACAAGACCAUCACGAACUUCACGGUGCUCAAGCGCUUCGCCAACCCUCACAGGCUGUUACCCCUUCGGUCCUGCCACGUCCCUGGUUGCGCUGAUACGGGCGAG